ACACAAACAAGCCACACCAACCAACACCAUGGGGUCGCUAGGCACCUAUUUCCUAGAUGUGGUCUACUCGUUCACAAACUGUAUGGUGUGCUUCCCCAGCUCGCCACAGCUCAAGAUCAACAGCCGGAGCUUCAAGAUCCUGCGAUUACUGGGCGAGGGCGGCUUCUCCUACGUGUACCUCGUGCAAGACAACGCCAACCAACAGCUGCUCGCCCUCAAGAAGAUCCGCUGCCCCUUCGGCCAGGAAAGCGUCAGUCUCGCGCUGAAGGAAGUAGAAGCCUACACGCUCUUCGCGCCGCACCCGAACAUCAUCCACUCGAUCGACUAUGCGGUUGAAAAAGACAAGUCAGACUCGUCUGCAAAUACAGUCUACAUCCUGCUCCCGUACUACCGCCGCGGCAACCUCCAGGACAUGAUCAACGCGAAUCUGGUCAACCACGCAAAGUUCCCUGAGCGCAGGCUUAUGGUGUUGUUCCUGGGUGUGUGCAAGGCGCUCAAGGCUAUGCACCAGUACAAGGUCAAGGGCGGGCCGGGGGGCGCGAAAAGCGAGGCCAAGGCGAAGGGUGUGAGGAAGGCGGGCGCGAAAGCAGACGCGCACGCAGCAGAGAGCAUGGAGAUGCGGCCCAACCGGCGGCAUCGCGAGAAUGACGACGACUCGGAGCAGGAAGCCGAGCCGCUGAUGGAAGGCGAGAUCACAAUGGAGGCAGAAGGCAUAGCACCAGGUGGCGCGAGAGCCUACGCGCAUCGCGACAUCAAGCCCGGCAACAUCAUGAUAGACGACGACGGCACAACGCCCAUCCUGAUGGAUCUGGGCUCCCUCGCCGCAAGCCCAACGCCCAUAACGUCCCGCUCCCUCGCACUGCAAGUCCAAGACCUCGCCGCCGAGCACUCGACAAUGCCGUACCGCGCCCCCGAACUCUUCGACGUAAAAACAGACUCGGUCAUCGACACAAAAGUAGACAUAUGGUCGCUGGGCUGCACGCUGUACGCCUGUCUGGUGGGCAAGUCGCCGUUCGAGGCCCGCAGCGACGAGACGGGCGGUAGUCUGAGUAUCUGCGUGCUGGGCGGCGAUUGGCGGUUCCCUGACGAGGGCCCGCAGAGGGGCAAGCAGAAACAACCCGCUGCUGAGGAGGCGAUUAGCGAUGGGGUCAAGGAGGUGGUGAGGCAGUGCUUGAGGCUCGAGCCGGGGGAUAGACCGGAUGUCGACCAGUUGAUUUCGCUGGUCGAGAGGGUGUUGCGCGAUUUACCAGAGGAUGGCGCGGAUGGUUAGAUGGUGAUGGUGCUGGUGCUGAUGAUUCGACGAAGCUUGUUGGGAACAGAGGUAUGGCCGGUUUCCUCGUGGAGUAUGUGCUGAUGAAGAGGAAAGUGCUAUACUUGUUCAUCUUUCACAACGACCAGGCAACAGUCUGGAUUUCUGCAAUUUAUACCCC
Molecule: messenger RNA, 1430 nt
Organism: Dothidotthia symphoricarpi CBS 119687
Lineage: Eukaryota; Fungi; Ascomycota; Dothideomycetes; Pleosporales; Dothidotthiaceae
Product: kinase-like protein
Exons: 3
Coding region: 29-1270 (413 amino acids)
Biological process (GO): vacuolar protein processing; protein phosphorylation; regulation of vacuole fusion, non-autophagic
Cellular component (GO): Golgi apparatus; cytoplasm
Molecular function (GO): protein serine/threonine kinase activity; ATP binding
Source: RefSeq, a predicted model, not a curated record